Messenger RNA from Cordyceps fumosorosea ARSEF 2679, 2535 nucleotides. RefSeq names its product Serine/threonine-protein kinase domain protein. The record is from RefSeq and is a predicted model, not a curated record. The coding region runs from base 1 to 2535 and encodes 844 amino acids. The transcript has a single exon. NCBI's taxonomy places the organism in Eukaryota, Fungi, Ascomycota, Sordariomycetes, Hypocreales, Cordycipitaceae. Gene Ontology annotation, molecular function: ATP binding; protein serine/threonine/tyrosine kinase activity; protein serine/threonine kinase activity. Gene Ontology annotation, biological process: peptidyl-serine phosphorylation; protein localization to kinetochore; mitotic spindle assembly checkpoint signaling. Gene Ontology annotation, cellular component: kinetochore; nucleus; spindle.
AUGGCCGCCGUGCCAAUGCGGAGAACCUCACAACGCCAGCUCCGACGACCUCCCUCCAGGACGACCGCCACCCGGAGCGAGGCGCAGGCUGCCCUGGCAGCACAGGCCAAGCACCAGUCGAACCAGUACGAAGAUGACAGCUCCGAGGACGAAAUUCCCGUGCCCAUGAAGCUGAGUGCCCUCACCAAGGCACUGCUGAACGAUGGCGGUGACCACGAGGCAGCUUCAGAUGUCCGGGCGCCGCCCUCGCCGCCCCGAACACGCCGCCAGGCCAGCGCCGCCGCCGCGUCCGGCCCUGCUGCCGCCACCCGGAGGACUACGAGAGCUACCGCCUCACAGCCGCAUGACGCGGCGGAGAGAAACUCGAGCCCCCUGCGUGAACUCAGCCCCGGAAGGAAAAGAGUGGUGCGCCUCAGCAACACGCCCCAGAGCCUCAGCCAGAUGGGCAGCUCAACAUCCAAGCGUCGUUCCACCUCUGGUUCCCGGUCCCAGCAGGUCGGCAGGCCUGGAUCAGGCUCCCGCCACGAUAGUGCUGACGGAACGCAAGACCAGCAGCAACACCCCGAAGCUGGCGUCAACACCCCCCCUGCUCAAGGGCGAGUUGUUCGCAUCGUCACCAGUUCGUCUGGAAACCGUAGCCGCCUGGGAUCGUCCGGUCCCUCGUCCGGCCGCUCCUACCUGGAUCGAUCCGUUAUUGACCGCUCCGCUGUGGACGCGGAAGCCCCCGAGCACCUCGAAGCCCCUGACACGGCGGCACGCAACGCCGCUAUUGGCAACACCAGCGUGUCUCGCUACCCAUCGACGAGAAGCCGGGAGGACAAUCCGAACCCCCAGGGGUCGAUGCGCAUCAAGCGUGUCGGCAAGCUCUCCGGCAGUUUUCUGAGCGGGCCUGCUCGCCGCGGUCGCCGCCGGCAGAGCGAGGAGGAGGGAGGAUUUGGUGAAAUGGGAUCGUCGCAAGAGCCCGAGAGUCUGGCCCAAGAGGAGCCUGGCCAGGCCCCGUACUAUCCAGACUUCAACUCUGGUAGCCCCGUCGGCGGGAGCGCUGUUCGUGGCAGCCACCGCCGGGCUGGUUCCAAGGUAGAAAUCCGCGCCGACUCCGCCAAACCGUCGCCACUGCCCGAAGAAGGCCGCGGCGCGCGUCCUGCCGAGCCCUCCCGUAUAGGGGAUAUUGGCCAUCUUGUCUCUGUCGGUCGCCUUCAGAUGCCCGCCACCAAUGACAAGGAAAAUGAAAUCCCUUUCCACCAGAAAUGGGCCAAGUCGUCCAUCGGAGCCGACAAGCCAGCUAUGGCACCCCCUCGCAUCGAUAUUGCUAUUGACCGGGCUGCAUCGCCCGACCGCAAGCCCCUAACAGCCAUUGCUCGCAACACCACACCGCAUCGAGCAGCACCUGCACCGCCACCCAAGAUGUCUGUCCUCGAGGCCGCCACCUCUACUGCCGGCGCCGCGGUGACCACCCAGACGAAGCAGCGCCGAAACAUCCUCAAGGUUAAUAACAAAGUAUAUACCCGCCUUGAAUGUCUCGGCCGCGGCGGAAGCGGAAAGGUUUACAGGGUCAUGGCAGAAAACGGCACCAUGAUGGCCCUGAAGCGCGUUUCGCUUGAGAAUGCGGAUGAGUCGACCAUCAACGGUUACCUAGGCGAGAUUGACCUGCUCAGGAAGCUAACCGGCGUUGACCGUGUCGUGAACCUCUUUGACUCGGAGAUGAACCAUGAAAAGCAAAUGCUGAGCUUGGUCAUGGAAAUGGGCGAGAGGGCUCUGGACAAGGUUUUGCAGACCCAUCAGUCUGCCGAGUCGGCCAGACUCGACCCCGUCUUCAUCCGUUUCUACUGGAAGGAGAUGCUGGAAUGUGUGCAGUCUGUUCACAACCACGACAUUGUCCACUCCGAUCUGAAGCCCGCCAACUUUGUGCUCGUGCAGGGUCGUCUGAAACUCAUUGAUUUUGGCAUCGCCAAUGCCAUCCAGACCGACGAGACUGUCAACGUCCACCGCGAGACACAGAUCGGUACACCCAACUACAUGUCGCCCGAGUCCCUCAUGGAUUCCAACAGCGCCCGUGGACACCGCGUCCCUGGCCGCCCCAAGCUAAUGAAGCUUGGCAAGCCCAGCGAUAUCUGGUCCCUCGGAUGUAUCCUCUACCAGAUGGUCUAUGGCGUGCCGCCUUUUGGUCACAUUGUCAACCAAAUGGCUCGCUGCCAGGCCAUCAUCAACUGGGAUCACACGAUCGAGUUCCCCACGCGCGCCACUGGUGGCUUUCUGGUCCCCCCUUCGCUGAUCCGAACCAUGAGACGCUGCCUCAUCCGUGACCAGCACAUGCGCCCUACCUGCGAGGAACUUCUCCACUACUCUGACCCCUUCCUGUACCCUGCCGAAAUUAGCGACAAAGCCCUUCCCAUUGACGAAGAGCUUCUUGCACGCAUCAUCCAGAGCGUUGCUAUGAAGUGCCGCGAACGCGCUCCCACCGACUCGGAAGCCUCCAGUGUCUGGCCUCGAGCAUACUGGGAAGGCAUCCGCAAAGCCAUGAUUGGAAAAAUGUAA